Messenger RNA from Fomitiporia mediterranea MF3/22, 489 nucleotides. Its product is annotated as histone-fold-containing protein. The coding region runs from base 45 to 356 and encodes 103 amino acids. The record is from RefSeq and is a predicted model, not a curated record. NCBI's taxonomy places the organism in Eukaryota, Fungi, Basidiomycota, Agaricomycetes, Hymenochaetales, Hymenochaetaceae. Gene Ontology annotation, biological process: nucleosome assembly. Gene Ontology annotation, molecular function: protein heterodimerization activity; DNA binding; structural constituent of chromatin. Gene Ontology annotation, cellular component: nucleosome. The transcript has 3 exons.
AACAACACUUAACACUACUUCACCCAACCACCACUCAAUCAACAAUGUCUGGACGCGGAAAAGGCGGAAAGGGUCUUGGCAAGGGCGGCGCGAAGCGUCACCGCAAGAUUCUCCGUGAUAACAUUCAGGGUAUUACCAAGCCUGCCAUUCGUCGCCUUGCCCGUCGUGGUGGUGUAAAACGUAUUUCCGGUCUCAUCUACGAAGAGACCCGUGGUGUUCUCAAGGUCUUCCUCGAGAACGUCAUCCGCGACUCUGUCACCUACACAGAACACGCCAAGCGCAAGACCGUCACUGCACUCGAUGUUGUCUACGCACUCAAGCGCUCAGGGCGUACCCUCUACGGUUUCGGCGCAUGAUAUUUUACCCAUCCACUUCAUCGCUCGAUACCUUGCCUCAUCUCUUUGCAUUUCUGUUGUCUCGUGCAGAUGUAUUUCUUUUGUAUUAUUAACGCAUAAUUAUCAUAUCCACGGGAUAAAAACUUGACUUCAC